AACAGUUUACACAAAACAGUAGAAGGACUGCAAAAGAAAGAAAACAUGUCGAAAUUGAUGCUUUUUGGAUGCUCUCUUCUCUUUUUAUUCGCUAUUUUGGUGAAUGAUUGUGAUUCGUUUCCAUAUCAGCAUUUGCCCAACCGAGAAGGCUAUGUGCCCGUUUAUAUUCGUUUAGGUGAUACGCCUUUGACUGAAAUAAACCCAGAGCUGGCCAUCGCAUUUCAUGAGGUUGCUGUAAAUGGACGACAAUUAAAAUCUAACGACGAUUAUGCCAACGACCCAAUGCAAGAAAUAAAGAUAGCCCAAAUUGAGAAAAGAAUCGAUAUUGACAACAGCAGCAAUGGUGAUGAACAUGUUGAACCGCAACCGACAGAACAUAAAGUGUAAUCAUAUCUUCCAGCUAAAAUUCGUUUUAUGCAAUUUCAAAACUGGAAAAUUAUCACAUUUUUUGUUUUUUCAUCAAAGUAUUAAAUUUUAGUUGCUUUUAUGAGUCAAUUAUGCCAACAACAUUCAACACAAUAAAAGUAUUAGUGAUAAACGAAUGAC
Molecule: messenger RNA, 546 nt
Organism: Contarinia nasturtii (swede midge)
Lineage: Eukaryota; Metazoa; Arthropoda; Insecta; Diptera; Cecidomyiidae
Exons: 4
Coding region: 46-387 (113 amino acids)
Source: RefSeq, a predicted model, not a curated record